Molecule: messenger RNA, 1257 nt
Organism: Clonostachys rhizophaga
Lineage: Eukaryota; Fungi; Ascomycota; Sordariomycetes; Hypocreales; Bionectriaceae
Source: the annotation of a GenBank genome assembly
AUGUCGGCGUUUCUGAACCUCCCAAGUGAACUCAUCUAUCGUAUCUUGGAUUUUGUCCCCAAGCGCACCCUCUUGAAAGUUUGUUUGGUUAAUCAAGCCCUUCGUUACUAUUAGUUGUUUGCCUACAUCGAUACCCUUUCACUAGAGGGCCAUGAUCAUUACAGUCUUGAGCCUAUUCCUCUUGAUGAUUCGCAAGUCAGCGAGGCAUUCUGGGAGUUCGCCCCAAUCAUAGCAACAUUCAAUGUGCCAUUCGUCAACCAGUGGGUGCGGGAGCUGUGGGCAGGCAGCAUGGGCGCGUUCGCUGCUCUGUUGCUCACCCGUCUCUCCUGGACGACCCAUCUCACCAUCACUUACAACUUUGUUCGAAAGACCGACCUGAUCGGAAAAGUCCUCCAGGCGAAAGCGAUCGGCGGACUCCCUAGGUUCUACCGGCUCAAGCACAUGGUCUAUAUACACGGUGAGGAGUUCGCUUAUUCUCCACAGCAGAGAUCCAAAGAUGGAAUGGCUCUCUUCUAUCUGCCCACGGUCACAAACCUGGCCGUUUGGGUGAGGAAUCAUACGGUUUUCCGUUGGCUAGAUGGAAAGCCUAAUCUGGACCGCUUGACGUCGCUUGAUAUUGAAGGCUGUUGCCCGACCUUUGCGGCUAAGAUAAUUGCUCUCACACCUAAUCUGAAGUCGCUUGCUUGGGCAUGCCACUAUUCAUACAACACUCGCGAUCCAUGGGUCACGAGGAGCCUGAACUUGGAUGAAGUCAUCACGGCACUGUCACCUGUCCGAGGGACCUUGCAGAGGUUCCAGUUCAGGAUAUGCAUCGUCAGCAGCUACUCGCCCGAGUAUGAGCCGACGAUAUGCGUCUCGGGAUCCUUCGAGGGCCUCGUCCAUUUCGAUCGCAUAACCCACCUCGACGUGCCGCUGGUGUGUCUUGCAGGUUUCGGGCCAGGGCCUGAGUCGCUGGGCCGCUAUGUCCCUCGCAGCGUCGAGGCACUGCUCCUCUCAACCACGAUGUUGUUUGACAGGGCGCUCCCCUGGAUGCAGGAUGAAGAUGAGGAAUGGCCGGACCAGGAGGUCAUGGACCUGCUCGUGGAACUGGAUCAAAGCUAUCGCACCAGACUGCCGCGGCUGCGUCACAUCAGUAUCACUGAUGAGGUUGAUAGCUUGGACAUCAGUGGUCUCGAUCAUAUGUUGGAGGAGACACCUUUGAGUCUGAAUGUUGAUAUUUUUCCGGGGCACUUCCGGCAUUGGCACAACUGGUUUUAG